CGCAACACGACUUUCAGUCCGAUGUUUCGAUAACUGUGUUUUCUGUCACAGCAUACACAGAGCAAGUGUAAGUCGCGCUAAUGGCGGCAGCGUCAUUCAGGUACUUAGUGCAGCUACACAAAGACGUCCCCAAAGCGGCAAGAUUCUACUCCGAGGGCUUGGGAUUCACCGUCAACGUCUGCACUCUCCGGUGGGCCGAGCUUCAUUCCGGCCAGCUCAAACUUGCGCUCCUGCAUUCUCCCAGUGAAAAUGUUGAGCGAAAGGGUUAUUCAUCUCUGCUAUCAUUUACAGUUACUGACAUCAAUAGUACCGUGACAAAAUUGAUGACUUUGGGCGCAGAAUUGGAUGGGCCAAUUAAAUACGAAAUCCAUGGGAAGGUGGCGGCAAUGAAAUGUGCUGAUGGGCAUGUGCUGGGCCUUUACGAGCCCUCUUAGAGGAUGAUGCUUUUAAGGUUCACAGAUAAUUAAAGGUAUAUAUAUAUAUAUAUAUAU
Molecule: messenger RNA, 491 nt
Organism: Striga asiatica
Lineage: Eukaryota; Viridiplantae; Streptophyta; Magnoliopsida; Lamiales; Orobanchaceae
Source: the annotation of a GenBank genome assembly